AGGUCGUGGACGAGAUUAUAUAAAGCCGGCGCGAGCGGUGCUUGCUCGCAGAACGGUCUGUACAGUUCCAGGACGUCGAGGUGAACGUUUCAGUCUUCUCACAUGGCUACUCUACGGUGGGGCAUCGCCAGCGCGGGCAAGAUCUCGCACGACUUCGUGACGGCACUGCGAACCUUGCCGGCGAGCGAGCACGAUGUGGUCGCCGUCGCGGCGCGGCAAAUGUCACGUGCGAAGGACUUCGCCAAGCUGCACGAGAUCAAGAGGGCCUACGACGAUUACGCGAAACUGGCCCUGGACAAGGACAUCGACAUCGUAUAUAUCGGUGUGAUCCAUCCUCAGCACUUGGACGUUGCGAAGCUGAUGCUGAAGCACGGCAAGCAUGUCCUGUGCGAAAAACCGUUGACGAUGAACCUGAAGCAGACCACCGAGCUGAUCGACUACGCAAGGAGCAAGAACCUGUUCCUGAUGGAGGCCGUGUGGAGCCGCUGCUUCCCCGUAUACGACGUCAUCAGAAAGGAGCUCGCGUCUGGCAGCAUAGGCGACGUUCACCAAGUGAUUGUCUCCUUCGGUUUUGCAAUGACCGACGUAGAUCGGAUGAGCAUGAAGGAGCUGGGUGGCGGCACGAUUCUCGACCUCGGCGUUUAUUGCCUGCAAUUCGCUAACAUGGUCUACGGCAACGAGAUGCCGGAGAGCAUCAAGGCGGCCGGAUUUCUGAACGAGCACGGCGUUGACAUGUCCGUGUCGGCUACCUUGACCUACAAGGGCAAUCGCACCGCGACUAUUAUGACGCACGCGCUGGCCAAGCUACCGAAUGAGGCGUACAUCUGCGGCACCAAGGGUACGAUAAAGGUGCCGGACAACUUUUGGUGCCCGACGAAGGUGGAGCUGCCGAGCGGCACGGUGGAGUUGCCGCUGCCGAAACUGAAGCAUGAGAUUAACUUUAUAAAUUCCGCUGGGCUUUGCUACGAAGCUGCCGAAGCACGCAACUGCAUUCUGAAAGGCUUGAUAGAAAGUCCGAAGAUACCGCACGACACAUCUUUAUUAUUGGCGAAGCUGGAGGAUGAAUUGCGCAGACAGUUGGGCGUCGUGUAUCCUCAAGAUUGAAAAACUAUAUAUAUUUUUUGCAAAUAAUACGUAAAAUUUGUGCCACGAUGUAAUGUAUGAUUGCAAAGGACAUAUUUUCUAGCCGUUUGAGUGUCGGAACUCUGAGUUUUUUAUCUUGUAAUAGCUGCCAUUUCUCCAAUUCCUGCAACGUGUAAUAAAUUUAUAAAUAUUUUAAAAUAUUUGCUUAUA
Vollenhovia emeryi is the source of this 1293-nucleotide messenger RNA. RefSeq names its product trans-1,2-dihydrobenzene-1,2-diol dehydrogenase-like. Gene Ontology annotation, molecular function: nucleotide binding. The coding region runs from base 103 to 1104 and encodes 333 amino acids. The record is from RefSeq and is a predicted model, not a curated record. Lineage: Eukaryota; Metazoa; Arthropoda; Insecta; Hymenoptera; Formicidae. The transcript has 5 exons.